GUGUCCUGGUUUGGAGCGGGCGGGGCCUGCAGACCAUAUCGCGUUUGUAAUUCUGAUCGGACCGCGUGUCUGACCCGGAGGUCCGCCCGCCGCUCGGUGACUCCGGACCUGCGCACGUGAGGAUGGACCGCCGCUCGCUUUGUUGUUCCGCUCGUCGUUCUCCGCGGUUCGGUGUGUGAACGUCGCUGCGUCGCUUCCCACAAUGAUGACAAACGCGCAGGAAAUGUCGCCUGACUUCGUGUUGAUGCGCCUGGUUUCCGCUGAGGAGGAUCGUCCGGACGCGGACGGCGGCACCGUGCCCGCGGCCGGACGGGUGUCCGGGAUCGGGAUCGGAAAGGAGGUCCUGGCUCACGGCGGCGCCAAAGCAGGUCUGGACAUCAGCCGCGAUCCCACACCGGGUCUCGAUCCCAGCAGCCGCCUGAGCAACAAAGAGGGUACGACGGUUGCACCUGACGGCGCGCUGCCGGAGGACCGAGCCGCCGCACCGCCGCCGCCGCCGCAGAGCCCCAUGGAGGCCCAGGGCUUUGGGUUCGCUGCCAGCCCCGGCCUCCGGCCUCAGCUGCUCGUCUUCUCCAACAUAAUGCGCAGCGGCGACGUCAUUUUGGAGUUGGAGCGUCGGAACCACGCGAGGGAGCCGCUGGCGUCGGACCAGAGCGCGGGAUCCGGAUGCUCAGCCCCGGCUGGAGACAGCGGCACCCCGCGCGCCGCAUCCGCGCAGCGGGAGAGCCAGCAGGACCAGACCUGGGGCGCGCACCCGCCGCUGACGGUGCCCGCGGACACGCAGGGAGCUGCGGAGCUGUGCCGCCGACACCGACUCAUCACGACCCCUCCCGAGUGGCCCUUGUUGUCGGAGGGAUCGAACCAUCUCUCCGUGUUCGACUCCAAAUGGGGCUGCGCCGACAUGGACCCGGAGGGGGCCGUGUUUGAGUUGGCACGACGGUUCGGGGAGCUCGGGGUCGGAACGGUUCCCAAGAUGCUGUUCAAACCGGCGGAGCUCCCUCAGUGUUCGUGUCAGGAGGCGCACAGGCCGAGCGGAGGGGGACUGGAACCCGGCGAGGACCCCACGGAGACCAGCGACGCCCUGCUGGUCCUGGAGGGUCUGAGCAGCGGGGAUGUCUCGGGCCUGGGCCUGGACGAGUGUCCGGACGGUGAGGCGGACGAGAGCGCACGACGAGAGUUUCUGCUCCACAGGAAAAGAGAAAUCGUUCAGAAGAUGUCCGGAUUCUCCCUCGGCGGCUUUCAGGCGGAGCUCAGGCGGGUGGAAGCCGUGGCCCCGGAUGUGGUCCCGCACCGGAGCGCACAAGCGGUGUGCAGUUUGCACCGGAAUUUAGCCGGUCAAUUCCUGCAAGUUCGACCAGGAGAAUCUGAGGUUGUGGCCCAGGUGCUGUCAGUGUCAUCGUCACCCACCCCGGACCAGAUCUCACCCCUGAGCAUGAGCCCAAACCCGAGCCAAGCGUCCACGCCCAGGAGACGCCCGGAGCGCUGCGCCAGCGCGCCGCGGACCCCCACAGGUGGGGACAAGACUCUCAAAGUUCCAGGAAAGUCUAAAAAGGGUUCCCUAAAGAUCCGACUGAGCAAACUGCUCCGGACUAAAAGCUGCAGCGGCUCCAGUCACCUCCUGGACAAAAGACCCUCAGUGACGGACUCCGUGUCCUCAGCGGGGAGUCUGGUGGACAUGACGAGCACUUCCGGUCCUGAGCAGGAAACGGACACCCACAGCGUGCCGCUCAGCCUGAGCCGAGCUCACAGUGCCUUCUCUGCCGCCCCCCUCUCUGCUUUCACAGGUGAGACUGUGUCCCUGCUGGACGUGGACAUUUCUCAACGAGGCACCAACACACCACAUCCUCCCACACCUCCCCCUCCUCCACGCCGAAGCCUCAGUCUGUUAGAUGACAUAGCCGGGCCGCAGCCUGGGCCUUUCCUGGUCAGUGUUAUGGGCGCGUCCCUGCAGUCCCUCCCCCUGCCUCUCCCCCCUCCUCCCCCUCCGUCCCACGCCACCAUCCAGCACAGUCUCAGCCUCAAUGAUGCCUUCCUCCGGGCGCUGCCUCAGUCCCACCCCUCAAUGGCUGAUGCUCCACAACCUGUCAGACGGGCCCCACCCCCCGUGUUGUGCGCCCUGCGAAGGUCCGAGGCCAGCAACUUCACCGCCAGUCUGAGAGAGCUGGAGAAGUGCGGCUGGUACUGGGGGCCGAUGACCUGGGAGGACGCAGAGAUGAAGCUGAAGGGGAAACCGGACGGGUCCUUUCUGGUCCGAGACAGUUCGGACCCACGAUACAUCCUCAGCCUCAGCUUCAGGUCACAGGGGGUCACACACCACACACGCAUGGAGCAUUACCGCGGGACGUUCAGUUUGUGGUGUCACCCGAAGUUUGAGGACCGCUGUCACUCUGUGGUGGAGUUUAUCGAGCGAGCCAUCAUGCACUCCAAAAACGGCAAAUUCCUCUACUUCCUGCGCUCUCGAGUACCAGGGCUUCCUCCGACCCCAGUCCAGCUUCUGCAUCCCGUAUCUCGUUUCAGCAAUGUGAAGUCUCUGCAGCAUCUCUGCCGUUUCUGCAUCCGACAAAUCGUCCGCAUCGACCACAUCCAGGAGCUUCCACUGCCCAGACCGCUGAUCUCGUACCUGAGUAAGUUUUAUUACUACGACCCAGAGGAGGAGAUGUAUGUGUCAAUCAAGAGUGUCCGAGCUGUGGUCAUCGAGCAGGAGGCGGAGUCAGAAACGUAGCAGCUGGGACGGUCUCCGCUGAAGUUUCUGAAUGGAAGACUGACCUCUGCUGGUCUGCCAGUCUUCCAGCAUCAGCCAAUCAGAGUCCCUGAAAAUCUCUGCACCCAGGCGGGAUGGCCCCGCCCCUCUGUCGAUGUGAAAUAGUGAUGGGACGGAGAGCGUUUUGCAGGUGCACGCUGGGAAAGCUGUCGACAAAAAGGUACAGAUGCAGAGGACUCUGCCUCCUUUGAGGAGAGACUGCAGAGAUCUUCUCGUCUGCAGACACGUUACCUGGACAACGAGGAGCGUGUGAACAGGACGCUUCCUCCAACUGCUGACACGGACCUUCAGAACCAGUGCACUGGUCAAAUUGAUACAACUGUGGUUUCCUUCCUUUUCCUUUUAAUUCAGUCAAAAUGGACUGAAAGAGGCGCUCGGGACAGACAUACACACGGGACACGCUGCUGAGGACAUCACAGGCAUCAAAAAAUGUGCACAGCUCCAAAAAACAUCAUACAGGAUCCAGAUCGAGCGAAUCAUCCCUCCCUCGUGGUCCCGACACAUUUUAGAUUUUUGACCUUGACCUUCAGCUUGAGCUCUGAAAAUGACAAAAUUUACAUUUCUUCAAAAAAAAAAUUUUUUUUUUAAAUGGGGAAAAUGGCAGCUGUUAUUCUCAGAAUAAUUCUGUAAAAAUAUGUCAGUUCUUUUACAGAAAAUACUGUAAAUUUUACCGUAUAAAAUGGGUGUAAUUUAAAUAAAAUUACUACAAGGAGAAAUAGAGUAAAUAUAUGUUAAUAUGCCUCCCAAGUAAAAUAGCCCUGGCUGAAGGCAGCCUGAGUCCCGUUAACCUUCAACAGCUGGAGAUGUGUUCGAAAAACCAGAUCAACAUGUGGAUUCCACGUCAAACCUCCUGUGGCGAUCCUGAGCAAAAUGGGAGCAGCACAA
Molecule: messenger RNA, 3646 nt
Organism: Thalassophryne amazonica
Lineage: Eukaryota; Metazoa; Chordata; Actinopteri; Batrachoidiformes; Batrachoididae
Gene: socs7
Product: suppressor of cytokine signaling 7
Exons: 10
Coding region: 203-2722 (839 amino acids)
Biological process (GO): phosphatidylinositol phosphate biosynthetic process; intracellular signal transduction
Cellular component (GO): phosphatidylinositol 3-kinase complex
Molecular function (GO): 1-phosphatidylinositol-3-kinase regulator activity
Source: RefSeq, a predicted model, not a curated record